This is a messenger RNA of Helobdella robusta, 471 nucleotides long. RefSeq lists its product as hypothetical. The record is from RefSeq and is a predicted model, not a curated record. The coding region runs from base 1 to 471 and encodes 156 amino acids. The transcript has 5 exons. NCBI's taxonomy places the organism in Eukaryota, Metazoa, Annelida, Clitellata, Rhynchobdellida, Glossiphoniidae.
AUGUGCUCCAUCAAUUUAUUCAUUUUUGCCUUCACGAUUCUGUGGUCAAAUUUAGUGUGUCAAGAGAAUGAAUUCUGCGGGUUGGACGCAGCCGAUUUGAUGCGCUAUUACCAAAUGUGGACUUGCUACGAGCCUGUGCUGAACAAGGAUAACAACCAGUUUUAUUUGCAUCCAACAGAUCGAAGUGAAUAUGAGGGACUCAAUUACCGAGAAACCAAGCCGUGCAAGAAAAACUGCAACAAUGUCGUUGAGUGUUCCAACUGCAGAUGCGCUGGUGAAACUUGGCCGUCAGAUUUGAAUUGCAACGAGGGUGAAUUUUGUGGCGGAAUUGAGGCGAGAGGGGCGUUUGGUGGUUAUGAUAUUGCAUGGGCCUGCUAUGCGGCAACGUGGAAUCCAAGUGUCAAAAAUUUUGAAAAUUAUGUCUUCACAGGGAUUAGGUUCAUCAAGAAAGCAACAUAUAUUUUAAAAUAA